AUGUCCAAAGUGAACAGACGAAAGGAAAUAAAGGAAAAAGAAGCGUUCCAGCUUAAAUUUCAGCUUGCCCUCAACGAGUCCAGCAGUUUGGUUGCCGGCUGGCUACCGAAAGAUUCGAGCCGACAAACAAAUGAAGCUUCAGACCACGAUUUCCUCAAUCUCCCGAUCCUCUCUGGCGGAAAGGGCCUCUUUGAGCUUGAGAACGACGAGGAGGAGCAAAAGACCGUUGGCGAUUUCGUCAAUCCGGAGAAAGAUCCACAGAAAUUGAAACUUCAAGAGAGUCGACAGAACCAAGCAGGCUCAAAGGCCAUGAGCGCAUUGAUAAAUAAGUUAAGAAACGACAGUCGAGGCAAAGUUGCAAAUAAGGAAAGGAGCUCAGCUUCAGGGAAAGUGCAAAAAAAAAGGAGCCAUUUUCUAGGAGAAUUGAAGAAGCAGCAGCCUGAGAAAGAGAAGAAACAGUCAGAGAAGGAGAAGACGGCGACAAGUCGAAGUCGAGAUGAAGUCGACUCGGAAGGUGAGGAAGAGCAGCAGCAGCGGGCACAGCGAAGUACCAAAAAGGCCACCAAAUUGAGUAAAAGGCCGUUUUAA
Candidozyma auris is the source of this 588-nucleotide messenger RNA. RefSeq lists its product as uncharacterized. Gene Ontology annotation, cellular component: 90S preribosome. The transcript has a single exon. Lineage: Eukaryota; Fungi; Ascomycota; Pichiomycetes; Serinales; Metschnikowiaceae. The coding region runs from base 1 to 588 and encodes 195 amino acids. The record is from RefSeq and is a predicted model, not a curated record. Gene Ontology annotation, biological process: ribosomal small subunit biogenesis.